Molecule: messenger RNA, 2123 nt
Organism: Nematolebias whitei (Rio pearlfish)
Lineage: Eukaryota; Metazoa; Chordata; Actinopteri; Cyprinodontiformes; Rivulidae
Gene: xpnpep1
Product: X-prolyl aminopeptidase (aminopeptidase P) 1, soluble
Exons: 20
Coding region: 123-1985 (620 amino acids)
Molecular function (GO): metalloaminopeptidase activity
Source: RefSeq, a predicted model, not a curated record
AGCAACGACAUGGCAGCCUCCGGUUUUGUGAACUGAUACACGGUCCGAGCUGGUAAACAAAAAGUGCUUCGAUUUUUACAGCGAGAACCGGUUCCCCAAAGGCACAAGCAGCGGACCCAGCCAUGUCUCCAAAGAUCACAGGAGAACUACUCCGACUGCUUCGGCAGGCAAUGAGGAGCUGUAAAUACUUCUCUGAGCCUUUACAGGCCUACAUAGUCCCAUCAGGAGAUGCACACCAGAGUGAAUACAUUUCACCGUGUGACUGCAGACGUGAAUUUAUUUGUGGAUUUAAUGGAUCUGCAGGUACAGCCAUUAUCACAGAGCAGCAUGCUGCAAUGUGGACUGAUGGACGAUAUUUCCUCCAGGCCAGCCAGCAGAUGGACAACAACUGGACACUUAUGAAGAUAGGACUGAAGGAGACGCCGUCUCAGGAGGACUGGCUGAUCAACGUCUUACCUGAGAACUCCAAAGUGGGAGUUGAUCCUUGGAUUAUUGCUGCAGACCAGUGGAAGAACAUGUCCAAGGCGCUGACCAGUGCAGGACACUCACUGGUGGCUGUGCAGGACAACCUGAUUGAUGUAGUCUGGACUGACCGACCGGAAAGACCAAGCAUGCAGCUCCGCACGCUGGGACUAGAAUACACAGGUAUUUCCUGGCAGGACAAGGUUACCGCACUGCGAGGCAAGAUGACAGAGAGGAAAAUCACCUGGUUUGUUGCCACAGCACUGGAUGAGAUUGCAUGGCUUUUUAACCUCCGUGGUGCAGACAUUGAUUACAAUCCAGUAUUCUUUGCAUAUGCAAUAGUAGGGAUGAACUCCAUCAGGCUGUUUGUGGACCUUAAGCGUCUUUCUGACCCUGCAGUGAGGGACCAUCUCCAGCUGGACUCCCCCAGCGAGCCUGAGCUGAGUAUCCAGACCUUCCCGUACGAGUCGGUCUACACUGAGCUGCAGGCGAUUUGUGCCGCACUCGGACCCAAAGACAAAGUGUGGAUCUGUGACAAGGCCAGUUGUGCUCUCACACAGGUCAUCCCAAAGAUUCACAGGACUCCCAUCCCCUACACGCCACUGUGUCUCGCUAAGGCUGUGAAGAACGUUACCGAGAUAGAAGGCAUGAAAAUGGCACACAUCAAGGAUGCAGUUGCCCUUUGUGAACUUUUUGCUUGGUUGGAAAAGGAGAUCCAAAAAGGCAACAUAACUGAGAUUUCUGCAGCCGAUAAAGCCGAAGAGUUCCGCAGUCAACAGAAAAAUUUUGUUGGCCUCAGUUUCCCCACAAUCUCCAGCGUGGGCCCAAAUGGAGCAAUCAUACAUUACAGACCGCUGCCUGAAACCAACAGAACUCUCACCGUGAAUGAAGUUUACCUGAUCGACUCUGGAGCUCAGUACAUUGAUGGAACCACAGACGUCACCCGCACCAUCCACUUUGGGACGCCGUCUGCCUUUGAGAAGGAAUGCUUCACUUACGUACUGAAGGGACACAUAGCAGUCAGUGCUGCUGUUUUCCCCAACGGAACAAAAGGACACCUCUUGGAUUCGUUUGCCCGUGCGGCUCUGUGGGAGGCAGGACUGGAUUACCUUCAUGGUACGGGUCAUGGUGUGGGCUGCUUCCUCAAUGUCCACGAAGGGCCCUGCGGCAUCAGCUACAAAACCUUCGCUGAUGAACCUCUGGAGGCUGGCAUGAUUGUCAGUGACGAGCCUGGGUACUAUGAAGAUGGAUCCUUUGGCAUUCGUCUUGAAAACGUGGUCCUCGUUGUUCCGGCUAAGUCCAAAUACAAAUACAGAAACAGGGGCAGUCUGACAUUCGAGCCUCUGACUCUGGUCCCGAUCCAAGUGAAAAUGAUGAGCACAGAGCUGCUCACCCAUAAGGAGAAGGACUGGGUGAACGAGUACCACAAGAAGUGCCGGGAGGUGGUGGGAGCAGAGCUGGAGAGGCAGGGCAAGAUGGAGGCUUUGGAUUGGCUGAUCAGAGAGACUGAGCCAAUCAUCUGAGGAUGAACUCUUACAUCUUACUGACUGCUCGAUAUUGAUAAUCGUUUGUACCUUUCUCAUCUUUCUCUGUCUUACUCAGCUUCUUUUGUAAAGCACAUCACCAGUUUUAAUAAAGAUUAAUAAAAGUCAAGAACUUCA